Papilio machaon (common yellow swallowtail) is the source of this 1763-nucleotide messenger RNA. Its product is annotated as calcium/calmodulin-dependent protein kinase type 1. The transcript is spliced from 2 exons. The record is from RefSeq and is a predicted model, not a curated record. Bases 152 to 1231 code for a protein of 359 amino acids. Gene Ontology annotation, molecular function: ATP binding; calmodulin binding; calcium/calmodulin-dependent protein kinase activity. NCBI's taxonomy places the organism in Eukaryota, Metazoa, Arthropoda, Insecta, Lepidoptera, Papilionidae. Gene Ontology annotation, biological process: protein phosphorylation.
UAUGUACUAUAUUUUAUCUUAGGACUUGGGUGUGCUGGUUCGGAAUGUGAUCUCUGACUUGACUAUGUGUAAACCUCUUUCGAUAUAGCUACGUAUUCGUAUAGAUAUUAGUGCAAAAUCAAAUUGAAUCUGUGAGGAGCGAGGCUUAAAUAUGCCUCUUUUUGGUAAAAAGGAUUUUGGUAGAAAAUCAAAAAAAGAUGGUCGUGAAAACGAAAAGCAGCCAUCCAUUGAAGAUAAAUAUAUAGUUAAGGAUCUUUUAGGCACAGGUGCCUUUUCUGAAGUACGCUUAAUAGAGAGCAAAGAAAAUGGACAGAUGUUCGCGUGUAAAAUUAUAGACAAAAAGGCCUUAAAAGGAAAAGAAGAUUCACUGGAGAAUGAGAUACGUGUUCUGAAAAGAUUUAGUGAACAAUCGAAGGUUGAAGGCGGAGAGAAAAAGAUGUUUUCUCAUCCUAACAUUGUCCAGCUGUUAGAGACGUAUGAGGACAAGAAUAAAGUUUAUUUGGUAAUGGAGUUGGUAACCGGCGGAGAAUUGUUUGAUAGAAUCGUAGAAAAAGGUUCGUACACCGAAAAAGAUGCUUCCAAUCUUAUAAGACAGGUCUUGGAAGCUGUUGAUUAUAUGCAUUCCCAAGGAGUCGUACAUAGAGAUCUAAAGCCAGAGAAUCUUCUGUAUUAUAGUGCUGAUGAAGAAAGUAAAAUUAUGAUAAGUGAUUUUGGUUUGUCAAAAAUUGAGGAUUCAGGAAUAAUGGCUACUGCAUGUGGAACUCCAGGAUAUGUAGCACCGGAGGUUUUGGCACAAAAGCCAUAUGGUAAAGCUGUUGAUGUAUGGAGUAUAGGAGUAAUAUCAUACAUAUUGCUUUGUGGAUACCCUCCAUUUUAUGAUGAGAAUGAUGCAAAUUUGUUUGCUCAAAUAUUGAAGGGCGAUUUUGAGUUUGAUUCACCUUACUGGGAUGAUAUUAGUGAAUCUGCUAAGGACUUCAUAAGGCAUUUGAUGUGUGUGGAUGUUGAAAAAAGAUACACUUGCAAGCAAGCUUUGGCUCACCCAUGGAUCUCUGGUAAUGCUGCUAGUAACAAGAAUAUCCAUGGCACUGUAUCUGAACAACUCAAGAAGAACUUUGCCAAGUCUCGCUGGAAACAAGCAUACCAUGCCACCACAGUCAUCCGACAGAUGCAGAAGAUGAUCCUCAGUAGCAGCAGCUCGAGUCGCAAUGCCAACCAACAGCCCAAACAAUAACCGACUUAUCGCAACAUGAAAAUUGAUGAAUUGAAUAUUUGCUUGGAAACCAGCUUGGUAAUGUACUUAAAAUAUCUAUAUUUCUUACACAUGACACAAUUUCGUUAUAACUUUCGACUGCGCAUGUUCAUUGCAUAGUUAAUUGGCCGAUUUACUUUAAUUGAAGUUCAUGGCUGUUGAAGUGAUUGCUGGCUGAUUUUAGAAUUGUGUCAUCGCCUUGUAUCAUUGUGAAAUAAUUGUUAUGAAAAAAAAAAUAUUUUAAGUAAAAUAGUAGAUAUUGAUUGAAUUCAACGAAGAUUUUGUCACAUAAGGCUAGUCACAUAAUGACCUUUAAUUAAACUUUGAAUGAAAAAAAAAUCUUCUGGUAGAAUAUUGUCUUCAAAUUGUUCCAAGAUCUGUUUUUACUUGUGUAUAAUUAAUCAAUGCCGUUGGGUUGAUAAAGGUCUUAGCGAGAUAAACUAUGACUUUAAUGAUUCUAAUAUAACUUGUUUAUUAUACUAAGUAUCAUUUGACUAUGUUUACAACAAAAGAA